Molecule: messenger RNA, 4427 nt
Organism: Leptopilina heterotoma
Lineage: Eukaryota; Metazoa; Arthropoda; Insecta; Hymenoptera; Figitidae
Exons: 2
Coding region: 167-4306 (1379 amino acids)
Source: RefSeq, a predicted model, not a curated record
AUUUAUGACAUGUAAGCUAAUUUUAGAGCUAAUUUUUAACAGAUCGAAAUCUGUUAACUGUAAGUUUAUUAUUCAAAUCUCUCGAGGAAUAAGGACGUGAAUGGAACACAAAUAGUAAAUACACUACUUUGCUAUUUACUGCAAGUACUCGAAGUGAGAGGGAAAAAUGGACAAUACAACAAUUUCCAUUCUGCAUACAACAAACUUUCAGUUUCUUUCUGUUUGUCACUAUAUAACAAGUUUUGGAUUAUUUUUCUACAAUCAGAAUCUCAUUCCUCUGGAGAAUCGUAAUCAUUCAGUAUCUGUAUUAAAUACAUUUUUUGAUUACAUCCACAAUUUGGAAAAUGCAUCUUCAACAAAACUUGAACUCCUUCAGAGAGUGUUGGCAGGAAGCGAUCUUUACGGAGGAGGCGAAAAUGAAACACUUGACAUGAAAUAUGUCGAAGAAACAUUUCAGUACAUCAUUAGUAGUGCUCUCUUUUCCCAUUAUGGUAACAUUCAGGGUUACUUGGCUGGAAUAAUUAGUCGAGCAGAAAACAUAACAUACACGGAACUCAAGAAAAACGUCUUGCAACAGUUUUCCAAAAAUUACAAAAGUCAGGAUUACUGUUCUUCUAGAAAGGAAAGUAUACAACUGACGUCGAUCGCAAUUCAAUCUGUGUUUAAUCAGAACAUUUGGUCAAUGUUUCCAGAACCAGAAGAAACAAUCGAAAUAAUGGACGUUAAUUAUAUAUACGCAAUGAUUGGUUUAAAAAUUGCCCGUUCUGUUCCUAAUGUAAGUACAAAUCUUCCUUUCAAUGGUUAUAUUCUCCUAUCCCAAGAAUUUGAAUUUCAAACGACUGAGAAUAAAUCCUAUCAAUUAACUCUGGAAUUAUUUAAAACACCAGCUUUAUUUUAUUACGCUUACGUCAAGAAGGACUACUUCCGUAAAGAUGAAAUAUCAACUCUAAUGAAGAGAGAUAAAUUUUGGCAAAGGGUCUAUAAAACGUUCUUCCGUUUCCUACAUCGUUCCCUAAAAAUACAAAUAAGAGGAGAAAUUAAGAAGAGUCACUAUUUUAAACUCAAACGUGAGAUGCAAGAAAUUAAAAAUAGAACAUUUAUUGCCGCUGAAAUAAUUAAAAAACUUUGCAAUUACUCGAAUAUUGACGAAGUUCCUUCAAACUUGAUUUCCAUUUACAAAACGUCAGAAUGGAUGUUUAAAUUUAUUAUUGCUAGGGAAUGUAACAUUUCCAGAAGAUUAAGAUUACCGGAUUUAGAAGAAAUAUUUAAUUCUCAGUUUGAUACGGUGAGAGAUAUAUUCAAUCAAGUUGAACAGAAUUCGUUAGAUCAGAUUCUACUCGAUGGGAAAUUGAUCGAAAAAAUGAAUUCCAAUUCAACUGUUCAAUUUGCAUCAGUACCACACCAUGAUAUGCAUUGUAUGUACUGUGCACCAUGGCCAAGAAAAAUGAACAGUGACAUUUAUCUCAUGUUCACAAUAACUGAAAACGAAGAAAAGAAUUUUUAUGCCAUUAGACAGGAGAACAAUACUUUGACUUUACUUUCAAAUAGUGGAAACGAAUCGGAAUUUUCCAGAGCAGUCGCUAAUGACUCAACCUUAAGAAUGGAAGUCCAACAAUUUUCUCGGUACCUCAAAUAUCGUGAUGAAGAUUACAAAGUGUUUGUUCAAAGGGUAGCGGAUAUUAAGACUGAACAGUUUGUACAGGGUCUUAAGAAACAUUACCGAAAUCCGACUAGUGGGGAGAAAAUAAUAGAUUUUGUGAAAUCAUUAGUGCCAUUUUAUACCUGUAUUGAAAAUAUAAAUUCCGGUCAUCAAGGGGCAGCAGCCUUCAGUUGUUCCCUUGAUAUCUUUAGUCUUCUUCCAAUAGCUGGAGUAGCAGCAAAAUAUUCAUCCAUUAUGUGGAGGAGUUUGAUUGCUAAAAUUGGACCCCAAACUUUAUGGAGUCUUUCAAGAUCUACAUUCAAUAAAUUAACGAUAUCCACCGGUUUGGAUCUAAUACACAAAAUUGUGUUUAAAACCCUAACAAGGGAAAUUCUAACCAAACAACUUCUGAUAGACAUCAGUAUCGCCUCCCUACGAACAUUGGAUCCUGGAUUUGAACUAUCAUUUAAGUUUUUAAGAUUCUCCAAUCAAGUAUUUAGAAAAAUUUAUCGGAUGUUGUCCUCAAAGUUUGGAAGUAUUCCGAAGAUUAAAAAUCUCCUUCAAGCUUUUGAAUCUGCGAUGAGGUUGAUAAACAGAAAUGCGGAAUUAUUACCUGAUGGAACUGGACUAAUUCCGAAGAUUAUUCAACAUCAGAAUGAUUAUAACAUCGUUAGAUAUAUUUAUCCCGGUGGCACAGAGUAUUUCGGACCGAAGUGCUUAACAGCUUUUGGAAAAACUGCCGAACUGAGAACAAUCGAAGGGAACAGAUUUCAAGUUCCUGUAGUGUCCUCAAAAUCUGGUAAUUCAGUCUACUAUGGGGAACUGGAUCUGAAAAGUGGCCAAGUUUCUACGGAGAAGCUCAAAAUAGGAAGAGACGAUAUUCUUCGCAAAAUUGGGAAUUAUAUCGAUGAAGCUAUAGUAGAAGGAAGAGAUGUCAAUGUCUUACGUAAUUAUCACGUGUAUCAUAAUACAAUUGAGUUGUAUAACCAACCUAACAAAGGGGGUUCAAAUACGAUUUCUAAUCCCCUUGUGGACCAAAGAAAUUUAAUCGUAGAUUCGGAAACUUCUGGAACGUCAUCAAGGCAGUUGGCAAAUGACGAUAUUGCUAGAACAUAUAGAGGCGACAACAUUGCACAUAGUACCAGUAGCUUUCGUUAUUUCUAUCAAACAGACAUCGAUAGAACAAUAAAUUUACUGAAGGAUUUUAAAGAAAAGGGAUUAUUGGGUUUAAAUUCCGACAAGAAUUUGGCAUUAUUUCGAAGAAUUCUAAAUUCGAUGGACUCUUAUCAAUUAACGAAAAAUGCGAAGAAACCACCAGUUGAUUUAUGGCUAACCCAAGAAAUAACAAGACCAUCAAUUGUUAACACUUUAAAAAACCUAAAAGGAAAGGAGUUUUAUUUUAAUGACCUUACCCUACUGACAGAUGUUAAUCCCACCGACAUAAUUACUAACAAAUUAUCGAAAACUCCUUUAAAAACGGAAGUUCGUUAUCACAUUCAUUUUAAUUCGCACUAUGGACUUCUCGAUCUCGGUGCAUUUCAUGAUACUAUCAAAAAUCAAUAUAUUGUAUUUCCGCAACUCGAAUUUGAAGUAAUUGACACCCAAUAUUUUAAUGGAAAGGAUUAUUUGGUUUUGGAACUGAAACAGAAAAUUCUAUCAAAGGAGGAAUGGUCAAAGUUUAAAGAUUGGGAUACAACAGUACCUGCGAGACGGGAAAUUUUACAGUCCACAAGAGCUGAUAGUAUCGAAAGAGCAGCACUCUUUGUAUCAUCCAAUACACCUUUGAAAAGAUUUAGCGAAACGGAACAAUUUUUAAAGCAAUACAUUCUAAGAAUUGAUGACAAUUUAAAUUCAGUUUUUACUUAUGACACGUUGGCUAAUGAUAUUUAUGCUGGUGGUACAAUUCCGGAAAAAUACAAUCAGUGGAAAAUAGACAACAACAUGUUUAUUGAUGAUAUUCUGUUUCAAAAAUCGUUACAUCAGGUUGAUACAUUAAAAUCCGCGGAGCUUACGAUAAACAACAUAUUUGGAGGAAUUUACAAACAGGAAGUGAGACCUGUUUUUGAAAUUUAUCAUAAUUCACCGGAAAUUAGACAUUUACUUCGCUUUGAGGAUUACUACGUUAUCUAUUCAUUUAUAACUUGUAAUUUAUUAUCUGAUAUACACGCACUUAAGCGUGUCGAUGCAGCAAUUCGAAGACUAGCUUUAAGACAGUUUGACGAACAAUCAUCUAAAAAUUCCAAAAUAAUUUAUCGCGCUGUGAAUCUUUCUUUAGAAAAGUUUAGUGGUAUUAUAAAUCUGAAGACUGGUGCUGACUUCAAAUUUCCCCAAAUGCAAGAAUUUCAUUCGAAUCAAGAAACUGUGUUGAGUAAUUGUCGUGAUACAAGGACAUCAGAAAAAUUAGUACUAUUUGAAGUGAAGGCAACAAAUAUGGCUGGAAUAGCGGAUAUUAGUGCCGUUGUAAGUGAUCCAACUUUAGAAUACUAUAUUUCGGAGGAAAUACAAUUGACGAUAGUUAAUAGAAGACAGGAAGUACUGCAAGGAAGAGAUGUUUUUACUGUGACCCUUCAAAAUGAUAAACAACCAAUAGAAACACGAAUGGUUGAAUUAAUAAAAGAACUCGAUAAAAUAUUGGCAAGUGGUACCAAAUUUUAUGUCGACAUGUGAUAAUUAGUUAUUUUUUUCUGUCGGGUAUGGAAAAAAAAUAAUUUUAUUACCACCUAACGGAUACGUGAGCAUAAUUUAAAACUUUCAAAAAAAUAAAUUCAAGUAAACAUUUUUAUGUAGA